Aspergillus brunneoviolaceus CBS 621.78 is the source of this 548-nucleotide messenger RNA. RefSeq lists its product as uncharacterized. The transcript has a single exon. Bases 114 to 458 code for a protein of 114 amino acids. NCBI's taxonomy places the organism in Eukaryota, Fungi, Ascomycota, Eurotiomycetes, Eurotiales, Aspergillaceae. The record is from RefSeq and is a predicted model, not a curated record.
GCUCAAGAACAUGUCCUGCUCAUGCGUCUCCUGUUUCUUUUUCCUAAUUCCCCGGUGCUUCGCCUAUUUCUCCUGCCAUCUUUGAUGUAGAAAACCAGUUAUGACACCAAUUUAUGAUGAAGAAUCAGCCCAUUCCACGCGUUCGGGGAGUUGGUCAGUCCAAAGUGACCUUUCCCAUGACAUACGUAACAACCUUACUACAUACUACUCUACUACUGGAAGGGAUGGAUGGAUUCCCUCCAUCUCGGGUGUCAAUUCUUCUUAGUUUCUUUCUUUCCUUCGUUCCACUUUGGAUGUAUCGUGGCGCUUGUUCAGGUGGACGGCAGUCUCUUUGCUCUUUUCGUUUCACUUCUUCCCCCUUUCUUGCUUCCAUGCUUGUUUCUCAUCGGGAUCAUGUACUAGAUUACCUCAAGUCGAAUGAAUAUGACGUUCCUAUCUCGUAUGUGUAUCUUUUUUAAUGAAUUGCUGCGCAGCGGUGCCCCAACGUAGUAACCCCACCAAAGAUCUAAGUAAUUAACCAGAAGGCCGGGCUUACGACUGCGUGCAUG